AUGACUUCAAAUAGGCCAUUACCGCUCUUUGCCUCUGCUGAUGUUCAGAAACACGUGAGUCCAAAGGAUUGUUGGGUUACGCUAUAUCAUAGGAAGGUUUACAACGUUACAGAGUUUUUGGAGGAGCAUCCGGCUGGAGACGACUUGAUUUUGGAGUAUGCUGGGAAGGAUAUCACACAGAUUAUGGGUGAUCAGCUAAGUCAUAUUCACUCCGAAUCUGCUUAUGAAAUGUUGGAUGAAGACAUGUUGGUCGGAUAUUUGGCAACACCGGAAGAAGAAAGGGAAUUACUUUCCAAUAAAGAUCAUGAGGUCGAAGUGCAGCUAGACUCCAAGGGAAAUGUAGUUGAAGUCGAUAUUGACCUAACUGAGUUUGGUGAACUUCCGGCUGAGGGUUUACUCUCGUUGAAAACAGACUAUGAACACGACUUGGUUAAACACCAAUUUUUGGACUUGAACAGGCCUUUGUUGAUGCAAGUUUUACGUGGAUCAUGGACUAAGGAGUUUUAUUUGGACCAAGUUCAUCGUCCUAGACAUUACGGAAAGGGUUCUGCUCCUCUUUUUGGAAACUUUUUGGAACCUCUGAGUAUGACAGCUUGGUGGAUUGUACCCAUGGUAUGGCUUCCUGUGAAUUUCUAUUUUUUCUACAUUGGAUUCACCAAUCAAAACAAAUUAGUCGCCAUGGCUUUUUGGCUUUUGGGUCUAUUUGUUUGGACCUUCUUGGAAUAUGCUUUGCAUAGAUUUUUGUUCCACUUGGACUACUAUCUUCCAGAGAAUCAAAUUGCAUUUACCAUUCAUUUCUUAUUGCAUGGGAUACACCACUAUUUACCAAUGGAUAAAUACAGAUUGGUGAUGCCACCUACACUUUUCAUUGUACUUUGCUACCCAAUCAAGACGCUCGUCUUUUCUGUUCUACCAUAUUACAUGGCUUGUUCUGGAUUUGCAGGUGGAUUCCUGGGCUAUAUCAUGUAUGAUGUCACUCAUUACGUUCUGCAUCACUCCAAGCUGCCUCGUUAUUUCCAAGAGUUGAAGAAAUAUCAUUUGGAACAUCACUACAAGAAUUACGAGUUAGGCUUUGGUGUCACUUCCAAAUUCUGGGACAAAGUCUUUGGGACUUAUCUGGGUCCAGACGAUGUGUAUCAAAAGACAAAUUAG
Komagataella phaffii GS115 is the source of this 1152-nucleotide messenger RNA. RefSeq names its product Sphingolipid alpha-hydroxylase. NCBI's taxonomy places the organism in Eukaryota, Fungi, Ascomycota, Pichiomycetes, Pichiales, Pichiaceae. Gene Ontology annotation, molecular function: heme binding; fatty acid 2-hydroxylase activity; iron ion binding. Gene Ontology annotation, biological process: fatty acid metabolic process; lipid biosynthetic process. Gene Ontology annotation, cellular component: membrane; endoplasmic reticulum. Bases 1 to 1152 code for a protein of 383 amino acids. The transcript has a single exon. The record is from RefSeq and is a predicted model, not a curated record.